AUGCCCCAAUAUGAAGAUGCCAAUUCAUCACUCGAUCAUUCAGAUUCACAAUUCGAAAAGAUUGCUUCUUCCUCUUAUCGUGGAUUGCCUUCUUUUCAAUUAGAACAUCACACCAAGAAUAUUUUAAUUCCAUCAUCGACGACAAGUGGCAGCAAUCAUCAUCCACAACAAUCACCAACAUCCACGAGAGGAUCACCACAAACGACAAACUCUCAUAUUUCAUCACCGAAUGGAUCGAAUUCAUCGUCUCCGUUGCCUCAAAAUUCUCGUCAGCAAUUAAAUUUUUCUUCGACUUCGACACAACCUUCGCAUAAUCAUUCGUCGACACGUGACAGCAAAGUCGAUGUUCAAAAUUAUAGCCCACCAACCAAUAAUACAUCGUUUUAUCGACAACGAAAAACUCCAGUCAUGUAUCAACGAAAUUCCCCCAUGACUGCCCAUACUCAAAACGGAAUGACAAGUGGCAGCAAUCAUUCGCCGGCCGUCACGCUGGAGCACUCUACACCUACCACUUCCAACAAUAAGAAAUCAACCAAUUCACCAGCAGCCUCUAUAGGAAUCAACAACAAUAUUGGUAUUUCAUUAGGAACUUCAACAAAUUCGACGGCAUGGUCUUCCUUUUCUUCAAGUCCUCCAUUUUGUGAUAUUAAUCCGAGUCCAAUAUUUUCGAGUUCUCCAUUUCCGAAAGCUUCGAUUCAUACUUCGAAAUUGAAUAUUGACGAUGUUCGAAGCUCGUUGAUUGCGACGGGAAUUUUCGCAGUGACUCGAAAAUUUCUGAGCACUCCACUCAUGUACAUUAGAGGUAGUUUACCUUGUCCUCUCGAAUUUUCCGAUCAUAACAACAUUUAUCUCAAUAAGGACGUUCUCACUCAUCGAAGAAAUAUUUCCUCUAAAACUGCCAAAAUUCCCAAUGCCAUGGAUGAAGAUGAAGACGAUGAAGACAUUUCGAGCAUUCACACUCCUUCUCUUUCUAAUAUUUUAAUUAAUAAUCAUUUUGGAGAAAGCAAACCAAAUUCACAUGUGAACUCACAUUGUAGUCGUUUUGAAUUAAGCAGUGGAAAUAUUUCAACGUUUGGAUCGCUUUUGCAAACUCCUGGCUCUAGUUUUGGAGAUCCUUUAUUGGCUUCUUCUUCAUCAAUUGCAAGCCAUCGAAUGAAAAGUAGUGGCACUCCUAUUGGAAGUGAACUCAUUCCACCCACAUAUCGAUACACGGCCAUGUAUCAACAAAUGAUUCAAGAACAACAAAAACAACAAGAAUUGAUGAAAGAUCAACAAGAGGGACUGUCUUCGACCGAAAAGCAAGUGUCACAGGAUGAUGUGACAAGUAGUCAAAAUUUAAUGACACAUCAAAAACCCAACACUGAAAUGGACACUUCAAAUUCGAACAUGAAUCAUGCAUUACCUCUUUCCUCACCAGCUUCACCUCAACAACAACGAGACAACUCGUCUUGUACCUCUCCAACUCAAAAUAUUGCAUUUCAUCGAUUUUCAUUGGGUUCUACUUUUUCUCCACCUCAAGAAACUGUUUUUCGUGCUUCGGAUCAAUUUGUGACAUCUCCGAUGAGUCCGAAUCAUCCAGUGCAAGGAUUAAUGAGUCAGAGCCCAACCUCGUUGUUGAAUCCUGAGGAAUUUGCAUUAAGGCGAUCGACAGUGUCAAGUUCUGGAAGAAGAUAUUCGACUGGAAGUGCUUCAUUUCCAAAUGGUGAAGAUCCGGCCGUUGUAAUGACAAGUGGCAGUCAGUUGACUUCUCCACCAACGUCUGUCAAUUCUCCACCUGUGCAAUCUCAUUUGACAGGAGUGUUGACAGAACCUCCAUCUUCGAACUCGUCACAAUUUUCACACACUACAAUGAACCAAUUUGGAGAAGGCGGAAUGGGAUACAACUCUUCCACUAUUCAUCAAUAUCGAGAAGCCCUUCGAAAACAACAAGAAAUGGAGCCAGAAAUGGAACGAUUGAAACGUCUCUUUUUGGAACAGCAACAGCAACAAGGUCAACUUUCUCAUGGAAUUUCCAUUCUUGGAAAUCAACAUCAUCAUGGCAUGCCCAUUCACGAACAAGAUGAAAAUGCAAACACACAUUCCAGUAGUUACACAGAAUACACCUAUUCUCAAGAAGAACAAGCACUCGCUCAACAAGAUCAUGGAAUUAAACGAAAACGAAGAGAACAUGAAGAAUUUGAUGCACAAAAGAAACCCAAAGAAAUGAUCCACACGACAUACCAUUCUUCCAUGUAUUCAUCAUCAACCAUUCCACAAACGUCACAUCAUCAUCAUUCUCAACCUUAUUCUUCUGGAUUUUCACACAAUUCCAUUUAUGGAACCAUGAUGAGAGAUCCUGUCACUUCUCCCAACUCGAGCAUGACAACAACAAGUAGUAGCACUUCAGGUAGUGGUGGCAUUUCCAUGAUGUAUGCUUCUCAUCAACAACCACAUGCGUCACAACAACAACCAACCUUAAUGCAUCAACGUUCUUCCCUUAAUGUCUUAAAUUCCCUUAAUCAUUCCAUGUCAAAUUACGAUCAUACCACAAGUGCAAUUUCAAACUCACAACAUUCACAAUUAUCCAAUGCAAAACCGCCUUCGAAAAAGGACAAAUUUUUUGGAUUUUUUGGAACUUUAUUUGGAAAAAAUUCAAAACCUUCGACCAAUGCUCCAUUGCAACAUUCAUUGAAUGCUCAUCCUCAACAACAACAUGUUGCCAUGACUGAUGAAUUUCAAACUCUGGAUCGAAGUUUAAGUAAUCUUUCAUUGGAACAUUCUCAAAUGAGAAUGGAAGAUGACCAAUUGUCACAUUUAAAUUCACAUACUUCUCGACCACAUGGAUCGAUUCAACAACAUCAACAGCAUUCACAACUUCAACAUCAUCACAGUUUCCACAUGUAUCCAAAUUCUUCUUCGACGCAUCAUUCGAACCAAACUUUCACAAACACGUCACUUGUCAAUUAUCCAAAUUCUCAACAUUCCAAUCAUUUUUAUCAACCUUCUCAAACCACAACAACAACUUUAAACAUGUCUUCGAAUGUGGUUCCUUCUCAAAUACAUCCAAGUCAUGUUCAUUCAGGUCAUUUUCAUGUUGUUUAUAAUCCAGAAAUUGGAGAACCACAAUUUCCUGCAAGUCCACCAAGUCCACAAAAACAAAAUCCAACAACUAGUUUGAAUUCUCAAAAACAACUGUCAAAUGUCACCACUUCACCUACCAGCAGUCAUCCACCCAGUACAUUUUCUGACCAUUCUCCUCGCAUCCUGACAUCAUCUUUGAAUUCGAAUACUCCUCGAAAUCAUCCAACUGCUUCCUCUUCCCUGUCAAAUGCGACUCUUCAAAAUUCCAUAAUUUCCUCGAACACCACUUCUCCUGAAACAACCACGACCACUACCAAUGGAAAUGACGAAGAUUUUGAUACGGGAGGAGGAAAUGGACCUACUUCUGAUGAUGACGCCUUACUCGACGAUAUGGAUGAUGAACCGAAUAGUCUCGCCCGUGGAGUCACAAAAGAAAAUGCAACAAAAAAUUCAUUGGGAGAAUAUGUGUGUGAUGUGUGUGGAAAAACAUUUGCUCAAUUUGCCAAUUUGAAACGACAUUUAAGACUUCAUUCGGGAAAUAAGCCCUAUACCUGUACGUUUGAGGGAUGCGAUAAGAAAUUUGUGAGACGUUCCGAUUUGCAAACACACAUGAGAAUUCAUACCGGUGAGAGACCAUAUGUGUGUAAUGUUGAAGGAUGUGGAAAGACAUUUACGACUUGUUCGAAUUUGAGAAGACAUGAACGAUCGGUGCAUAGUGGAGGAGGAGCUUCUGCUAGCGCAUCAUCGAGUGGAAAGAAAAAGUAA
Molecule: messenger RNA, 3825 nt
Organism: Naegleria lovaniensis
Lineage: Eukaryota; Heterolobosea; Eutetramitea; Acrasida; Naegleriidae
Exons: 2
Coding region: 1-3825 (1274 amino acids)
Biological process (GO): regulation of transcription by RNA polymerase II
Cellular component (GO): nucleus
Molecular function (GO): RNA polymerase II cis-regulatory region sequence-specific DNA binding; DNA-binding transcription activator activity, RNA polymerase II-specific
Source: RefSeq, a predicted model, not a curated record